Molecule: messenger RNA, 3123 nt
Organism: Mytilus trossulus (common blue mussel)
Lineage: Eukaryota; Metazoa; Mollusca; Bivalvia; Mytilida; Mytilidae
Product: mucin-2-like
Exons: 3
Coding region: 37-3123 (1028 amino acids)
Molecular function (GO): protein binding
Source: RefSeq, a predicted model, not a curated record
GAGAAUGAGAUUAAGAGAAAAAAUAUCUCUGCAGUUAUGAUGAAGACGAACAUGUUUUUUAUCGUCAGUGUACUACUAUUAGUACUGGAAUGCAUAGCAGCUGAAAACUGCACUCAAGAUCAGUUUCAAUGUAGGAAUGGACCCUGUAUUGUCAGAAACUUUCUAUGUGACAACGACCCGGAUUGUAGCGAUAGGUCUGAUGAAGAAAAUUGUACAUCUAUUUUCCCGUGUAAUGAAGGUUACAAUUAUCGAUGUGACAAUGGAGAAUGCUCGAAUAGAUGCAAUGGAUUUCCUGACUGUGCAGAUGGUACUGAUGAAGCAAAUUGUAACACACAGUCGUUUACAAUAUCGUCAUCAUCAUCGGUAAAUAAUACAUUGUCCUCAAUACUAACACAAACAACAUCACUACCAAGAGACACUACAAAGCAGUCACUAAACACAUCGACAGUGUCUUCGUUUCAAUCCGACAAAAUAGAAUUAACAACCAAAGAAUUGACAUCUGCACCAAUAACAUCUGAAGUGAAAACAGAACUAAGAACACUGGAAUUGACAUCCUUAUUAACAACAUCUGAGAUGUUCACAGUACCAACAACAUCUGAGAUUACUACAGAACCAACAACAUCUGAUAUGACUACAGUACCAACAACAUCUGAGAUUACUACAGAACCAACAACAUCUGAGAUGACAACAGUACCAACAACAUCUGAGAUAACUACGGUACCAACAACAUCUGAGAUAACUACAGUACCAACAACAUCUGAGAUGACUUCAGAACCAACAACAUCUGAGAUGACUACAGUACCAACAACAUCUGAGAUGACUACAGAACCAACAACAUCGGAGCUGACUACAAAAUCAACAACAUUUGAGAUGACAACAGUACCAACAACAUCGGAGCUGACUACAAAACCAACAACAUUUGAGAUUACUACAGUAUCACAAACACCUGAAAUUACUACAGAACCAACAAUAUCUGAUAUGACGACAGAACAAACGACAUCUGAGAUGACUACAGAACCAACAACAUUUGAGACUACUACAGUACCUACAACAUCUGAGAGUACUACAGUACCAACAACAUCUGUGAUGACUACAGUACAAACAACAUAUGAGAUGACUACAGUACCGACAUCAUCUGAGAUAACAACAGUACCAACAACAUCUGAGAUGACUACAGUACAAACAACAUAUGAGAUGACUACAGAACCAAUAACAUCUGAGACUACUACAGUACCUACAACAUCUGAGAGUACAACAGUACCAACAACAUCUGAGAUGACUACAGUACAAGAAACACAUGAUUUGACUACAGAAACAACAACAUCUGAGAUUACUACAGUACCAACAACAUCUGAGAUGACUACAGUACAAACAACAUCUGAGAUGACUACAGAACAAACAACAUCUGAGAUGACUACAGAACCUACAACAUCUGAGACUACUAGAGUACAAACAACAUCUGAGAUGACUACAGAACAAACAACAUCUGAGAUGACUACAGAACCUACAACAUCUGAGAUAACUACAGUACAAACAAUAUCUGAGAUGACAACAGUACCAACAAUAUCUGAGACUACUACAGUACCAACAACAUUUGAGACUACUACAGAACAAACAACAUCUGUAAUGACUACAGUACCAACAACACCUGAGAUGACUACAGAACCAACAACAUCUGAGAUGACUACAGAACCAACAACAUCUGAGAUGACUACAGUACCAACAACAUCUGAGAGGACUACAGAACCAACGACAUCUGAGAUGACUACAGAACCGACAACGUAUAAGGUGACUACAGAACAAACCACAUCUGAGACCACUACAGAACCAGUAACAUCUGAGACUACUACAGAACCAAUUACAUCUGAGAUUACUACAAAACCAACAAUAUCUGUGAUGACAACAAAACCAACAACAUUUGAGAUAACUACAGUACCAACAACACCUGACGUUACUACAGUACCGACUUUUGAUAUGACAACAGUACAAACAACAACUGAUUUGACGACAGAACCCAAAACAUCUGAGAUGACAACAGCACCAACAACAUAUGAUAUGACAACAGAACCGACAACAUCUAAGAUGACUACAGAACCAACAACAUCUGAGAUGACAACAGCACCAACAACAUCUGAUAUGAGUACAGAACCGACAACGUCUAAGAUGACUACAGAAUCAACAACAUCUGAAAUGACAACAGUUCCAACAACAUCUGCUAUGACUACAGAACCGACAACGUCUAAGAUGACUACAGAAUCAACAACAUCUGAAAUGACAACAGUACCAACAACAUCUGAUAUGACUAAAGAACCGACAACGUCUAAGAUGACUACAGAACCAACAACAUCUGAUAUGACAACAGUACCAACAACAUCUGAUAUGACUAUAGAACCGACAACGUCUAAGAUGACUACAGAACCAACAACACCUGAUAUGACUACAGUACCAACAACAUUUGAAAUGACAACAGUACCAACAACAUCUGAUAUGACUAAAGUACCAACAAUAUCUCAGAUGACUACAGAACCAACACCAUAUGUGAUGACAACAGAACCAGCAACACCUGAGAUGAAUACAGUACCAACAGUAUCUGAAAUGACAUCAGUACCAACAACAUCUGAGAUGACUACAGAACCGACAACAUCGGAGCUGACUAAAGUACCAACAAUAUCUCAGAUGACUACAGAACCAACACCAUCUGUGAUGACAACCGAACCAACAACACCUGAAGUGACUACUGUACCAACAACAUCUGAAUUGACGACAGAAUCAAAAAGACCUCAGAUGACAACAGGAUCGACAACUCCCGUAUUCACAGAAGUCUCAAGAGCAUCUUCAGUACUAACAGGGUCAAAAAUGCAAACUGAUAUAUCAGUAUCUAAAUCAGCUUCAAAGUCCACCACAGACAUGACUGUAAAAUUAACCGAGACUACAACAUCGACGUCAUCAACAGAGAAAACAUUAUCAAUUUCACCUACACAAGAAAUAGUAUCGACAUCUUCUAUAGAGACAACAGUUAUAACCACCACAUCUGAAGACGGAAUCCUUCCCGAUGACAGAAGUAACCCAGGUAAAGCUUAUAUAUAUUUUGUUUAUACGAAAAGCCCGAAAACACUCUUGUGA